Molecule: messenger RNA, 2526 nt
Organism: Paralichthys olivaceus (Japanese flounder)
Lineage: Eukaryota; Metazoa; Chordata; Actinopteri; Pleuronectiformes; Paralichthyidae
Source: RefSeq, a predicted model, not a curated record
GGUGUUAUAGAGGCUACACAAAAUGAAAAGCAAAGUCCAGAAGGGAUUAAAGUAGGCCUAAUACAGGACCAACCCUUAGAAUCARUAGAGGCACCAAGUGUUCUUGUGGCAGAUCAGGAGAUGGAAGAAUCUGUCAUACAAGAACCAAACAACGCUCCUGAAGAGGCUCACAAAACAAACUUUGAGAUGARGGAUUCAAGUCCACACGUCAGUUCGCCCAACAGGCGAAGAAAAAUGGGCUCCACUCGCAGAAACCUUGGAUCACGACACAAACUGGAAAACUCACAUCAAAAGCAGGAGGAGGAUAAAGAGGAUUUUAAUGUUGAAAGUGUCUCAGUAAUCGUUGAAAAAGAGCCACCGAUUAUCGAUCAGCAGGAAAACAGUGACUCUGAGCAAAGGGAAGAGAAGAUGUUUGAAACAGUGGAAUUGAGUCACACUGGUGAAUUUCAGUUGAAACCUCUAGCUCAGCAAACAGUCGAAGAAAAUCCUGAUUCUCUCAGCCAGCAAGCAGAAACAGAGCAUCAUCUAACUCCAGAUUACCUCCCUGCAAAACUGUCCCCUCCUCAUAAACAAGAUGUUAUGUCAGAAUCAGCAGCUGGAGGCAGAAGAAGAAAGAUGGGGUCUCACCGGAAGUCACAUGGACAUCAAAAGAAUGAAGACAGAAUGAUCAGUGCACAAAAAGAGAGAGACGUGAGAAGUCUGACUGAUGAAAGUGUCAACAAGACAAGUCAAGAAGAAAGAGAAGAGUCUUUGGGCCUGAACGAAAAAUCAGAGGUUGAAGAAAGUGUCAAAACAUUAUCAUCCAACAUCAGCGUCUCAAACGCACCAGAGCUCUCAAGGCCGUUGAGUGGGAAGGCACCUGAGAGAGAGAAACCAGUUCAACAGCACUAUACUGAAUUCCCCCCGAGACAAGAGGGGCAAAAUACGUUUUCUUUGGCAGGUGAUUCCAGAGGAGCAGACAUCAGAUCGAAAAGUUAUAAUGUGCUGCUGGUUGGCAACAGCAGCGUAGGCAAGACCUCCCUCAUGAAAAGAGCCCGCAGUGGGAAGUUUUCUUACGAUGUACCCGCCUCUGUCGGCCUAGAUUACUGCAUGUGGACUGUGGUUGUGGAUGGAAAGCCUGUGGUGCUGCAGUUAUGGGACACAGCGGGUCAGGAGAGGUUUCACAGCAUCACCAGGCAGGUUUUUCAUAAAGCGCAGGCGUUUCUCUUGAUGUACGACAUCACGUCUUCUCAGAGCUUCUCUGCCAUCAGCUACUGGGCAAACUGCAUCCAGGAAGGUGCAACAGGAGACGUGACCAUUUUACUUCUUGGGAAUAAGAGUGAUUGUGGAGAGCGGAAGGUUAAAACUGAGGAGGGAGAAAUCCUCGCUAAGGAGUACAACUUUGAAUUCAUGGAGUGUAGCGCUGCCACAGGUGAAAAUGUGAUUCACUCUUUGGAAACUGUCGCCAGGAUGUUGAGUGAAAAACAUGACACAAGUGAGCAAACCGUGGAGUUACACAUUAAGCCCCCGCAGAGAACAAGAUCAGGAUGUUGCUGAACUUGUGACGGUGGUGAAACUCUGGUGGGGGGUUCUGAAAUUGCUUGUGUACUUACUGGACAUCUUUAUGUUUGUACUUUACACCUAGUGCAGGUAUUCUCUAAUACCAGGAUUCUUACAUGAUGAACAUUGGAUUUUUUAAUCUUUCAAAAUGCUACUUUAUAUCGUUGUUCUCUGUUUCACCAUUUUAGAUUAUUUUACCUUCCAUGAAAUACUUUGCACUACUCUCCUGGUCCAAUUACAUAUUGAUGAUCACAUUAAAUUGAUAUUUUAGGAAUGUCAGAAUGAACAUUUUGAACUCAAGGAUGUAACAAUAUGUUAAAUAGUCUGUGUUUAUAUGUGGAAAAAUAUAGUCUUGUGGUCAUAUCGCACUCUCGAAGUGCUUCACAGUACAGGACACAUUCACUCACACAUUCACACAGACCUACUAUUCACAUUUCACCCAUCAUUCACACACUGUCGGCAGCAGUCAGAGGGGGUUUUCCCCGAGGACACAGAAUGCAGACUGGAGGAGCUGGGGAUUGAACCACCGACGUUAGUUAGUGGUUCUACUUCCUCAUCCACAGCCACCCCAAAAAAAUUCUCUACAUCAUGCAGCUAUUAAGUGUUUAUUCUACACAGUUUGUAUUUUAUGUAAAUUGUUAAUUUUAUUUUCAUGAAACAACAAAGAGUAUUGUACAAACCAGUGUCAGAGGAAAUGUUAAAAUAUGAAAUACUCCAUGCCUGAAAAUCAUUUUUCUUUAGUACACAGUGUUAUUUCUAAACAGUAUUAAGAUGUUAAAGUGUCUACCAUCUGUUCUAAAUGAAUGGUGUUGGACUCAUAAAUUAAUUUCAUGCCUCUAUAAUAAAAGACAGUGGUAAUAAAAUGAUUGACUCUCAGUAUAAAUGUCAAACCGUUUUAUCAUGUUGUGAAACUUAUGUCACUGAACACCUGUCAUCAAGAUGUUCUAAUGUCGCGUGUCAUACUUAAUAAAGCUGCAGAUCUCACGA